AUGCAGGCGCUCAAGGCCCGCGUGAUGGACGAGUGCAAGCUGCCAGAGGCUGAGGCUUCUGAGCAGGUGCUGCUCGUCCGCACGGACUUGAAGAUGGACAAGGGCAAGAUCGCGGCGCAGUGCAGCCACGCGACGCUCGCAUGCUACAAGGCGAUGCUUGUCAGCAACCCGACAAUCCUGAAGCAGUGGGAGCGGAUAGGGCAAGCCAAGGUCGCGCUCAAGUGCCCGAACGAGGAAGAGAUGCAGCGCCUCGAGGCGGCUGCCAAGAAGCUCAACCUUUGCGCACGCAGCAUCAGAGAUGCCGGACGGACACAGGUUGCGGCAGGCUCGCGGACCGUGCUGGGCAUCGGGCCAGGGCCCGUGAAGCUGAUCGACCAGGUCACCGGCCAUCUCAAGCUCCUGUGA
Tilletiopsis washingtonensis is the source of this 405-nucleotide messenger RNA. Its product is annotated as peptidyl-tRNA hydrolase. Gene Ontology annotation, cellular component: mitochondrion; cytosol. Bases 1 to 405 code for a protein of 134 amino acids. The transcript has 7 exons. The record is from RefSeq and is a predicted model, not a curated record. Lineage: Eukaryota; Fungi; Basidiomycota; Exobasidiomycetes; Entylomatales. Gene Ontology annotation, molecular function: peptidyl-tRNA hydrolase activity.